Messenger RNA from Limanda limanda (common dab), 8735 nucleotides. RefSeq names its product microtubule-associated protein 4. The record is from RefSeq and is a predicted model, not a curated record. The transcript has 17 exons. Bases 69 to 4364 code for a protein of 1431 amino acids. NCBI's taxonomy places the organism in Eukaryota, Metazoa, Chordata, Actinopteri, Pleuronectiformes, Pleuronectidae. Gene Ontology annotation, molecular function: microtubule binding. Gene Ontology annotation, biological process: microtubule cytoskeleton organization; neuron projection development. Gene Ontology annotation, cellular component: neuron projection.
UCGCAGCGGUGACAGCAACGCACGGAGCCUCCGGACUAAAAAGUGUCAAAAAGCGGACAACUGACGUCAUGGCGGAGUUAGACCUGAGUCUAAGUGACGCGCUGGCAGAUGCUCCUCAGACGGGGCAGGUGGAGAGCCUGGUGGAGCGGGACUUUAUGGCUCAGCUGGAGGCAGAAACCUUCGACGACAAGGUGGGGGAGACGGUAGGAAAGACGGACUACAUCCCCCUGCUGGACAACGUUGACACCAGGGCAGACACGGGUUCUGCAGUGGAGAAUGGAGAGCAGGAAGCUCGUGGGGUGCAAAAGCCUGGUUGUAAGCUGACCUCAGGGGGACAGAUAACAGCGUCACGCCCAGAGCCUCAAGGAGAAGUGCGGCCACUCCCACUUGACCAGAAGCAGGCCGUGGCCACAGAUUUCUUAUCAGCCUCCAUGGCAGGUUAUAUAGAUCAUCUGGACUCUCAGAGCAGCCCUGCCCAAAUAAUGGAUACUGGCCUGAUGGGAGCUUUCUCAGGUUUCUCCCAACCCGGAGGGAAUGGGGUCAAGGUGGAGGUAGGAGCUGCAACUCUCCAAGCAGACAGGCCCCCAAGUAUAGCAGAGCCCCAGCACGCCACACCCCCAGCAGGGUUAGAGGCCCCUAAAGAGCACGGCCCCAUGCUGCCUGAACCCCAGGUUCCUCGCAGCCCAGCAGACCUGACAGCAGGUGCCUUAGCCGACAGCUGGGUUGACCAGGCUGGCUGCCUGUCUUCAGACCUCCCUUUCUCUCCCAGCGUAAAUUCGAUGAUCAGUCGCCAUGCAAGCCAGCUUGCAGCCAGCCCUGAUGACCCACCUGACAUUUGGCCUAGCCGAGAGAGCACCGCCUAUGCUGGGGGUGAUGAAAGGGAUACAGAGGGGUUGGACCGAAAACAGAAAAAGAAGAAGAAAAGGCGACAGAAAGAUGAAGGAUCUUACGAGAACCUGGAGAGCAGGGGUCACCCUGAGAUGCAAGCACUGGGAGAAAACACUCCCCCGACAGAGGAGUUCUUCCAGAGAAUUGGCCCAAGGCGGGAUAGAGGAGAGGGAGGCUGGGAGGAGCAACUUGGGAAGAGUGGAGGCCGAGGGAAGAAGGGGAAGAGCAGGAAGAAGCUUCCAGAGGAGUGGGGAGUGAUGGCAGAACCAUUUGUUCCUUCGUCUGCAGCCACUUCUCAGAUGACAGAGGAGGUGAUGAUGGAUUUAGGGAGUUCAGCUCCGGAAAACCUGGAGGCCUCAUUCACAGAAGUGGACACCAGCCAUAGUCCCUGGAAAAAGGAGGUCUACCCAGAUGAAGAUCUGGUUCCUGCCCCCCUGUCCGAAGACCUGUUCUCCCCAACAGGUGCUCCUAUUGGUCCACUGGCUCUGAACAGCGAGCUGAAAGCUACAGCAGCUCCGUUCACCAUGCCCUCAACUGCCAACAAUGCAACACUUGGUUUGUCUCCAAUGACAACUCACCUUGGUGAUGAAGUUGAUCUCGUGAUGGAAUCCGAGAAUGCCAGUUUGGGCAACAACAGCCAGGCCUUUUCUCCAUCUUUCUCUCGAGACGAUGAAGUGUCUGGUGACUUAGUUGACAGCGGGAUGUUUGGCAAUACCAGUUCCCUCCAAGAGUCAUGUAUGCAUGUCAUGCCUGAGGAAGACACCUCGGCCUUCAGCCCUGCCUCUCAGUCAAGUCCUGGUGUUUCACCCAAGGGUGAGGUGUUAGCCUCAGCUCCACCUCUUUCACCGUCAGAUGCGUCGUGGCUCCUGAACGACUCGCAGGUUAGCAGCAACAGCGAGAUUUUUGACUUCAGUGACAUCGGCCCUUCAUGUCCUCCUCUGCCCUUAGGCUUGUCCUUUAACACCCCAAGCCCAGCACCUCUCCGCUCCCCCAAAACCACAGCACAGGAAUUCCAACAGAAAGAGCACAAAAAUGAAACAUCGUCCCAGAAACAAUCCAAGAAGUCUCGUUCUUCAUCGUCCUCAUCCUCAGUGAAGAGUCCCACCUCGCCAGGAGCAAAGAAGCUCCCUCUGCAGGCGUCCCCUGUCCUGAGCCCCUCUUCCCCUCCAUCGGUCAGCCCUCUGGAUAUUCCAGGAUCUGGUCUUAACCCUGCAGCUAAGCCCUUCUUUCCCAGCUUUGCUGACCCCUUGGAGGAGCCAGCUGCGGUCCCUCCACCUGCCCCCACCAUUGAAGUGAAGUCAGAGAAGAAGGAGGAGAAUCUGGAAGAUAGUGUAAAGCAGAUCGGCCACUUUGAACCUCUGAACAAAGCAGACGAACGGGGUGUGAAGGUCGAAUACGAAAGCACUGAGACUCCAGUGAAGGUGGAGAAAGAAAUGGAGAAGGAAACGCAGAAAGACACCGAGAAAGAGAAGGAGGUGAAAAUUGGGAAGGAGGACGAAAAGGUGAAAGUAACAGAGGGAGAAAAAGUUAAGGCAGCUGACAAGCAAGCAGAAAAGGUGGAGGAGAUGAAGAAGGAGCCCGAAAAGGGAAAAGAAAAAGAGACAGAGAAAGUGGAGUCAAUGCAGCAGAAAGAGGAUAAAAUGACCAAGGCUGAAGAAUCACUGGAUAAAUCAGUGAAGAUAGAGAAAGUAGAAAAGGUUGAGAACAAAGCUGAGAAAAUUGAGAACGUGGAAAAAAUGGAUGAAAGUGAAAAGGUUAAAGUGACAGAAAAAUCCGAGAACAAAAAUAUUGAGAAGCUUGAGAAGACAGCGAUGAAGGACGACAAAGAGCACAUCGACAAGGUAGAGAAGACCCCAGAGCCACAGUCGACAGCCCUGAAGUUCGAUACUAGUUAUGACAAACUGGAGAAGGAGGCUGACCGAGAGACGAAGGCGACGGAAGUGGUGGAGGAAACCAAGAAAGACAAGGCUGAUGUGGACAAAGCCCAGAAGAUGGAGAAAGAGGGCGAGCCGGAGAAACCGUCCGACAAGCCGGCAGAACAACCAGAGCAGAAGAGCGAAAAGCAAGAGAAGCAGGACCAAAUACAGGCUGAAAACGAGACUGUAGAGAAAAAGGAUGACAAGAAGGACAAGGCAGUAAAGGCAGACAGCGGAGAGAAGGCCAAGAAAUUGAAACCUCUUGCCAAUGGAAGCAGCACGACACCCAACAAAGACCUGGCAGGUGCAGAUAAGAAGACCAAGCCUGGUGCCGGGUUGACCAAACCGAGCGCCGCUGCCAGAAUGCGGCCAAGCUCCGCAAUUGCUAGCAGUGGUUCGCUCGCAGCCCCUAUUAAGCGCCCCACACCCUCCUCCAUCACCUCCAUCUCAGACAAAAAAGCAACCACAGCAAGGGCACCAUCCACACCCACCGCAGGCCUAAAGCGGCCCUCUACCGGCCCUGCCAGCCGGCCCUUGUCAUCCACCACAACCACCGCCACACGUGAUGUCAGACCCAAGACGACCAUUGAGAGGCGUCCCCUCGUGCCAAAGGCGAGCACUGCCACCUCAAAUCAAACCGGCCCCACUACUGCCACCAAAAAUGGAACGGCUACCACAGCAGCCAGUAAAACCACCACAUCAGUGCGCACGACACUGACUGCUCGCACCAGCGCCACUGCACCCAAAAAGCCUCUGGUUCCGAAGACAAACAGCAAACCAGGAGAAGAGAAGAAGCCCAGCACUCUGAGGACUUCUGCAGCUGACUCGACCAAGCCCAAGACCACCACCCGCAGCGCUGGUGCCCCAACCACCACCACUGCCUCUCGCACUCGAAUUGCAGCAGCCAAACCGGCCGCACCAUCCUCCAGCACCGUGCCAGAGAAGAAGCCCACGGUGCCCCGCGCCCCCCGGGCCGCUUUCUCUACUUCAGCUACCGCCGCCUCCAAGACUGCGACUCGUCCCAGCACAGCACCAGCCGCUGACACCCGCAACGUCCGCUCCAAGAUCGGUUCUACAGACAACAUGAAGCACCAGCCUGGAGGAGGGAAGGUGUCUGCCUCUCAGAUCAGGGCUGUUGCCUCCAAAGACACCAGCCAGGGCAAAGUGCAGAUACUCAACAAGAAGGUGGAUCUGAGUAAGGUGACGUCAAAGUGCGGCUCCAAGGACAACAUCAAAUACAAGCCUGGUGGCGGGGACGUGAAGAUCGGGUCCCACAAGGUGAACUUUAGGGAAAAGGCUCAGUCCAAAGCGGGCUCCACUGACAAUCUGAGCAAUUCACCUGGUGGAGGGAACAUAAAGGCUGAGGGGGUUCAGGAGACACCUGAGGGGAAUGAGACGCCCCUGAGUGGCACCCAGGCCCCAGCCCCGAGCCUUGAGACCGGAGAGGCUGUGGACCUCCCUGCCCACGAGAAUGGGCUGAAGGACGGGGCUCCAUGUGAGAGCGAGAGUCUCCGGGAGCCCCAGGCCCUGGACUCCAGCAUCCCAGAGACAAGCAUCUAACUCUGCUAUCCUUCUGCCCUCCUCAUCUCAACCCCCCCACAACAUCAUCUCCUCCCACUCCCCACCUUUUCUUGUAUAUAAUUUUUUUUUAACACCCCGUCCUCUCUCUCUCUGUCUCUCUCUCUCUCUAUCUCUGUCUCUCGGUCUCUCGGUCUCUCUCUCCUUUCCAACCUCUCUGCUGCAGAUUGAGUCUUUCAAGCUCAACUUCCGCGAGAAUGCUCGCUCUCGCACGGACCACGGCGCCGACAUCGUCACCUGGCCAGCCCCCCAGGACAACAGCGGACCCCACCCACACGGCUCCUUCUGUUCUCUACACCGCCACCACCAAACCCCCCCCCCCCAGACUUGCCGCACCGCGUGCUGUGACGGUUCCCCCUCCGCCCCCUCCUUGCUGCGUCUCCAGGUGGAGGUCAAGGGGGACGGCAGCAGCUCCCCAAUGAGAUCUUGACCUUUUCUUUGCCCCCGUAAAGCUCUGAAAACCUCCCUCAUCUUAAAUCUGUUGUUGCAAACAUGUGACUUAUCUAAUAGUUCUGCUUCAUGCCUCUUCUCUCACAUCUGAGCUCAUCAUUAUGCGCCGUCACCCUCAUCGCUUCAAACCUUUCCACCCUCCUGCAUUUUGCUGAAGUGACUGUAUAGACUAAGCUUGAGCCUCGUUGGGAAUCUACGUGAAGGGAAAUUAAGGGACUGCAAGGUUUCCGUACAUUUGUGGCUGCACCUUAUUAUAGGAAUGAUUGAGUUUCACUUGGAUCCUCUUUACCCACAUCCUGCUGGUGGACUCUGACCCUGCAUCACCUCUCCUGCACACCUCAGACAGCAGUUUACUUGUCUCCCGAGCAGCAUGGAAACCCUUUCAGACUCACCUCCGGCUUCUGUCACACACGUACAAUAGCUUCGCUUUCCCUCGUGACUGUAGGGGCUGUUUGUUCCCAGUAACCACUUACUCUCUGCUUCAAUAACAUCCACAGUAAUCCAUUGUUCCUCUUCAUCAUCACUCCCUCUCGUCAUCGUCACUUACCAUAAACAAGCUGAGAAACAAAAAAAAGCUAGACAACAAGUAGGCUGUAUGAACAUUUUAGGCUGUUUAACUCUUUAUUCUCUGUGUUUGUGAUAAUGUGUUUGAGUGACAAAAGUUGUGUAAAAAUGAGCUUCGGUGUUCUGUUCGGUUCUUAUUUCUGUCUUUCCUCUUAGGUUUUGAUUUUAAAAACAAGUUUUCAUUUUAUUUAUUGUACGUUUCUUCCUAUAUAAGCAAUACGGUGUUCGUUAUUUCCCUGAUAGUACUCUGAACAUCUUGGAAACACGCACAGGAUUUUUCUCAAACCAAGACUCAGUGAGGAAAGAGGUGGCAUGUGCAGGGAGGAAGAAAGUGAGGAGGGAGGUGUUCCUAGAAAGGUGCUGAAACGAAGCAUUUUAGGUGUGCUUAACAUGAAUGGCAAAAUAAGAAACGUGUACGUUUUUAGAAAUUCGAGAAGCUGUAUGUGAGCGUACAGUCCAGCGUGAGAUAAAGAUGUCGUCGGAUAGGAAACGUCUCUGGCGUUAAAGGAGAUGUGUGUCUCGUUUGUGCCUCCUGACCUUCAUACCUGAAAAACUAAAGUUAAUGACGAAGAUGAUAAUGAGAGAAUAUCAUAGUUGAUAAAACAUAAGAAACAACCUGGUAUCAGCUGUUUGAAGGAAAUUUCGUAAACCAAGCGGUCCCGGUAGCUGUGUGUAGUCUCAAGUUCAGGUGUCUCCAUGAUGGUUAUAGUAGCAUGCCAUUAGGCACUUGACACGAAACAUCUCUAAUAGUGUGUGUGUGUCCUUGGUGGAAGUACUGGCAGCGGAACAUGAUGCGGCUUUAGUCUCUUCUCCUGUAGCAAUGUAUUUCAACCUCAAUUGCCUUUCAAAUGCAUGGCCAGAUUCUGUAAUAUCCCCCCCGGAGCUGAAAGCCUGUGUGCAUUAUGACUCAAAGUGUUGUGGUUUGGUACCAUAUGUGUAUCUCUGGGGAAAUUAUCUUAGACGGUCAAUGUGCUGCUACUCAAAUGGUGAUUUUUAUAUGGUGGUGAACAGGGCGAACUUUGAUGGUUGCAGUUGCAUCUCUUAGAGAAAUGAUUUAGUUCCAGGUGCAGAUUUGUAUCCAGAGAUUCAAUGGCUCAAACAGAUUUUUAACAUUAUUAAAGGUAUCUCUGAUACAUCAAUGACAUGCUGCUCAUUGUCCACUAAUAUUUCAUUAGUUUAGGUAUAGUGCCAUAACAAGGGCUGGGUGUUGUUUACAAUUCAAGAACUAUAAUUGAUACCAGAAAAAAUCUCGAUGACAAAUAAUAUUAAAAAAAUACAACAUAAAUUGAUAUGUGAAGGUUUUUCAGUAAAACUAAUCUUUUAGUAAAUAAAUUGAUUUUAUGAAAGGAUUUUCAUGUAAUUCUAGAACCAUCUGAUCAAAUAUUUACGCAUCCAACAGGAAAUUUGAACUCUCAUGAACUGAAAGAUUCAUACUCAAAGCUGCAGGAUAUUUCAGUGAGUUAGAUGAAGUUUGAUGCCCAGCACUUGUUAUGUAUAUAUAUAUCCAUAUAUUAACAAAUUUACAGAAUUUCACAAAAAUGAAUGUUAGUACUAGAAAAGGCCUUUUCUAGAACAUAGCUACAUUGACUGUCCCAGAGAGAUGAUAUCCGACUACAAAAACACUCCUGUUCAAAUUGUCACUUUAAUAAUGAUCCAUAAAAUGCUUUGACAAAACUAAAUUGCACCUUAAUGCUUAAAUGUAUCAAAAGAGCUCAUUGUGCUGCAGUAAUGAUGUUUUAUUAACAGCUAAAUGACUCCUCUUUAACAAGUUAUUAAAUUGACCCCUAAUUAAAGCAAAUGAGCAAUAAGCUGACGUACCCCGCCCUCACCUUUCCUAUUCAAUCAUUAAAAAACGAUUCAAUCAUUAUUUUGUUCUCCAUUGGAAUGCCUUAAAAAGUGAAAAGCUAACAAGCAAAGAUCAAUUUUUUUUAAAACAGUAUUAGGCAAUAAAUGUUGAUUUAAAGUCUUCUGAACCAGGGAAUGUUUGGAGUGCAGAUGUGUAAGGGCUUUACUGCCAGCUGAAUUUGUGCCACGCCUGUCACCAAGCUGAAGCUUUCCUUGUGCCUGUCCACAACCACAUUUAAGCUUUGCUUUGACCCCAGUGUUUUCACUCACCACUCCUUGUGAGGUCACACGCGGAUGUAGGAAGAUAUUUGAUCCAUGCGGGGGUUGGUGGGUGGGAGUUUCGAGGCUGUUCAGAAAAGCUUUUAUGUCCAUGUACCUUUAAUGGUUUUACGGGGAGUAUGCGUUUUAUCAUCACUAUUAUGACUAUUAUUCUCAUUAUUAGUAUGACAAAUUGAAAAGGUCUGCCUUUCUCUCUGGAAAGGGGCCACUGAAUUGAAAGAAUGUCUUUUGAGAUAUAUUGUACUUAAGACGCAACGCUUUUGUAUAUGUAUUUAUCGUUGUCUUUCUGUAGCCUCGUGACGGUUGUGCACUCGCGGAUGAAGGGGUUAUACUUUUGAUUUGUGUCAGCCAGUUUCACAAACUACGCCGCGGACUUCCUUUAGGGACAUGAGAUCUGAACCCAAAUACAACAAGCGCAGAAAAUCUCAUAGAGCCAGAUUUUUAUGGAAGAUGCUGUAAGAGCAGCUUAAUUUAGAAACUGUCAACAUAGAGCCUAAUUAUUACAAGAAUCAUUUAACAAUAUUUGUAGUGCACAUUUAUGAAUACACACUAAUAAAUGAUGUCCACAAACUCAGUCUUAAGAGAUGAUUAGCUCAAAAUUCUCGCUUUAAAGAUACAGUGACCUCUGUAUAGGUUUGUUUGAAAAAAGAUGAAUGGGACUGAAGCUAACGCACCAGAAUCACAUGAUAUUGUUUAACUUAGUUCACAAAGCACUGAGUUUAGAGGUCAGUGAAAAAGCCUGUAAUUUGGGAGUAAUGCAUAUCAAUACAUAUUGGCUCCCACACGUUGCACUCGAGCAGCAACCUGCCCUGAAGAGUCGCACACACCGAGAUCCUAACACAUCCUCGUUUGAGAUUUAGGCAUCUAAUUAUAGCUUCUGGGUUUGGCUUGUGUGAUAAAUGCUCCUCAGUAAUAAUCGAUCCAAUGAGCCACGUAGAACUUCAUGUACUGCUACAUGUACUCGUACCAUACAAGUGUAACACUCGCUAAUAAACAUCUAUUACACCUGCAGAGCAUGCUGACAGACAAUGGGAUGUGUUAGGUAGACUUACUAUGACAUUUGCAGAAUCUCCUCAUGUUUUUUGUGUUUUUCUUCUUUUUUUUUCAUUAAUUUGAAUUUUAUUUUUUUGGUUUGGAAAAAAAGUGUUUAUUGUGAUUACUUGUUAAUUAGUGAUGUGAUUAAUAAACCUUAAAUAAAACGAACUAAAACUCUCA